CUCUGAUCCGCCCAUACCCGCCGCCACGAACCACCGUGGUGCGGAGGUGCUUUCUCCCCUUCCGGCCCCGUACUGUGACUAAUUUCAAGAAUGGGUCAGGGGAUGAGUUGCAGAGCGACGGAUGAGCACGGGCUGUUCUCUGCCGUGCAGUGUGGCGACUUGGAGAUGGUGGAAGCUGUUUUGGCAAGAGAACCGGGCCUGGUUCACCAAACCACGGUCUAUGAUCGCCAUUCUGCUUUGCAUAUAGCUGCGGCCAAUGGCCAGAUCGAGGUCGUUAAUAUGCUGUUAAACAUAUCUAUCAACCCGGAUGUGUUGAAUCGCUACAAGCAGACUCCAUUGAUGCUGGCUGCAAUGCAUGGAAAGAUCACUUGUGUCCAUAAGCUCAUCGAAGCUGGGGCUAAUAUAUUAAAGUUCGAUUCACUUCAUGGACGAACGUGUUUACACUAUGCUGCUUACUAUGGCCAUUCUGAUUGCCUUGAAACAAUUCUCUCCGCCGCUCGCACAUCCCAUGUUUCUGUUUCUUGGGGGUUUGCCAGAUUUGUAAAUGUAAGAGAUGGCAAGGGAGCAACACCUUUGCACUUGGCUUCUCGCCAAAGGCGACCUGAUAAUGUUCGUUUGUUGUUGAACAAUGGAGCUUUAGUCUGUGCAUCAACUGGCGGAUAUGGUUUUCCAGGCAGCACUCCUCUGCAUUUGGCUGCAAGAGGGGGGUCUCUUGAUUGUAUUCGUGAGUUGCUGGCAUGGGGUGGCGAUCGAAUCCAAAGAGAUGCCUCUGGGAGAAUACCAUAUAUGGUUGCUUUAAGGCAUAACCACAGUGCAUGUGCAGCAUUGCUAAACCCUUCGUCGGCAGAGCCAAUAGUUUGGCCUUCGCCUCUGAAGUUCAUCAGUGAGCUAAAUGAAGAUACAAAAGCUUUGUUAGAAAGGGCUCUGAUGGAUGCUAAUAGAGAGAGGGAAAAGAUCAUAUUAAAGGGGACCUCUUACAUCCUUCCUUCUCCCUCUCAUUCUGAAGCCAACUUUGAUGAUGACAAUAUUUCUGAGGGCAGUGAUACGGGUCUAUGUUGCA
Messenger RNA from Cuscuta europaea, 1060 nucleotides. Lineage: Eukaryota; Viridiplantae; Streptophyta; Magnoliopsida; Solanales; Convolvulaceae. The record is from the annotation of a GenBank genome assembly.